Messenger RNA from Rhinichthys klamathensis goyatoka, 875 nucleotides. RefSeq names its product methyltransferase like 21e (gene mettl21e). NCBI's taxonomy places the organism in Eukaryota, Metazoa, Chordata, Actinopteri, Cypriniformes, Leuciscidae. The transcript is spliced from 4 exons. The record is from RefSeq and is a predicted model, not a curated record. Gene Ontology annotation, molecular function: protein-lysine N-methyltransferase activity. Bases 133 to 837 code for a protein of 234 amino acids. Gene Ontology annotation, cellular component: cytoplasm; cytosol. Gene Ontology annotation, biological process: peptidyl-lysine methylation.
CUUUCUCUGGCACCCCCAUCAGCUGUUGCUGUCAAUCACCUGAAACACACACACACACACACACAGAGCAGUGAGGGAAAGCCGAAGCUCGCGUGGAUCUGCUCUUAUAAGGACCUCGGCUGUCACACACAGAUGGACCAGCAUGAAAACACUGAGGGUGUCGCUGCAGAUGCUGAACUGGUAGCAGAGAUUAUGAAGCGUAACUUUCGCCCGUCGCUGAUCAGAACUGAAGCGUGGGAAGGCUACGUGUUCGCAGACAUUGAGAUCAAGAUCAAAGAGUCGUCGGAAUACUACGGGGCCGUUCUGUGGCCCUCGGCCAUGGUCUUGUGUCAUUUCCUCGACACUCACCGCGACGAGUUCAACCUCACGGACAAGAGCAUCGUGGAGCUGGGAGCCGGAACGGGCCUCGUUACCAUAGUGACCAGCCUCCUCGGUGCAAAGGUGACGUCCACAGACCUGCCGAAUAUCCUGAGUAAUCUGAGUUACAACAUCACGCGUAACACCAGGGGGCGCUGCAGGCACGAGCCGAUCGUGACCGAGCUGAGCUGGGGGAAGGAGCUGGAGGAGCGUUUCCCGCGCGCGACCUGCCGCUACGACUACAUCAUCGCCGCGGACGUGGUGUACUCGCACCCGUACCUGCACGAGCUCAUGGAGACCUUCCUACACCUGAGCUCAGACAACACCGUCAUCUUAUGGGCCAUGAGGUUCCGUCUGGACCCGGAGAACCGCUUCGUGGACACGUUCCAGAAGCACUUUCAGCUGCAGGAGCUCUACGACCUGCCCAGCCUGAGGAUAAAGCUGUACAGCGCACGCAAGCGCACAGCAACACAACAGUAGAGGGGUCAAGAUGUAAAAUAAGUCUGAUGUCCCCAGAG